This is a messenger RNA of Tupaia belangeri chinensis (Chinese tree shrew), 762 nucleotides long. Its product is annotated as lysine-rich nucleolar protein 1-like. Lineage: Eukaryota; Metazoa; Chordata; Mammalia; Scandentia; Tupaiidae. The record is from RefSeq and is a predicted model, not a curated record.
AUGAUCACCAAGACCCAAAAAGUAGACCUGAGCCUUGGGCUCCCAGAAAAGAAAAAGAAGAAGGUGGCUAAAGAACCAGAGACUCAAUACUCAGUUUUACACAACGAUAAUUAUUUCUCUGACAGUUCUCCUGUAAGAACCACAUCCUUCUCUAAGAAUGUGGUCCACAGACAGGCAUUUGAGAUGCUUCUAAUGAAGAAAAAGAAGAAGAAGAAGGGCCACAGCACCUUUAGUGAGGAGCUCCCAGAAUUUGAGACCCAAUUGCGUACCCUACGGGCAGACAAGUCACUCAGUCCCAGGAAGCAGUCCCUUGGUCACUGAGGUACACUCCGGGAGAAGAGGACAAAGAGGAAGUCCUUGUUAACUCUCGCUGUGUCCCAUGGCUCAGGGAUGAAGACCUCCACAGACUGCAGACCAAGUGAGGAGGUGACCAGAGUUGCAAGAAGCUCAAAAAACACAAGAAGGGAAAAAAAGGCCAAGGAUGGUGCAGCCUUCUCUGUCAGGGACCCUUGGUCCCGUGAGGCUGAGGAUGCGCUGUACAGUUGCUCCAAGGAGAAGGAGGGUGAGGAGCAGACAGCAUGGGGGCAGAAACAAAAGCAGGGGAUCCCCAGGAAAUACAACAGGAAGAUGAAGAAGAAAAUCCACCAGGAAGGAGACACUGCCCAGUGCCACUCAAAACGCUUCAUGUCCAUGGAGAGCAGCCCUAGGAAAUUUAGCAAAAAGAAGCUGGUCAAGGUUGGGCUCCAGAGUACAUCCCAAUAG